UAACCAGGAAGCAGCUGUUGUUGACGGAAUACGAUGCAUCAGUCAUGUCUUGUGAAAGAAGACAAUAACAGCCUAGCCGGUUUGACUGCAUCCAGUUCCAGUCCCAGCAAUGGCGUGCUGCCACUCGUGCCCCAGACUCUGCUCCCGCUCCUCGGCCUACACUCUGGCCCUCGGCCUGGGCUUUGUAACCCUGGGGACCAGUCGCAUCCUGCUGCUCAAGUUUUCUGCCAAUGCUGAAAACAAGUAUGACUUCCUCCCUGCAUCUGUCAAUCUGCUUGCUGAGGCCCUCAAACUGCUCUUCUGUCUGGUUAUGUCAGUUAGAGUCAUAGUCAGAGAGGGCAGAUCAUGCAGAGAGCUGGGUUGUGCCUCCAGCUUGUCCUUCCUCAGCUCCCUGAAGUGGGCCAUCCCUGCUUUCCUCUACUUCCUUGACAACCUCAUCAUCUUCUAUGUGAUGACCUACCUGCAGCCUGCCAUGGCAGUGUUGUUUUCCAACUUCGUCAUCCUGACCACAGCUGUACUCUUCAGAAUUGUUCUUAAGAGGCGCCUGUCAUGGGUUCAGUGGGCAGCGUUAGUUAUCCUCUUCCUGUCCAUUGUUUCCUUGACGACAGGAUCAGGAGGCAGCCAAAACUCCAUCGCUGUGCCGGGUCUCCACGCAAACCCCCUGUCCACCCCCUCCAACUCCUGCCUGCUGUACACUCUGGAGCAGAUGAAGAACAGCAGCGCCAGUGAGUCCUGGGUGUCAUCGCUGCCCGGUCAGGCCUGGAGGGACCGGGUGGUCAAGAAGCUUCGAUCUCUCGGAAUCGGUCACAUCCUGCUCCUCCUGCAGUGCUUUAUCUCGGCCAUGGCCAACAUCUACAAUGAGAAGAUCCUCAAAGACGGAGACCAGCUCACCGAGAGCAUCUUCAUACAGAACAGCAAACUAUAUGCUUUCGGUGUGGUGUUUAACGGUCUGACCCUCGGGCUCGGCAGCGAGGCUCGAGGCCUCACCAUGCACUGUGGCCUGUUGCAUGGACACAACAUGUACUCCUUGGGUCUGGUGCUGGUCACCGCUGCUCUGGGUUUAUCUGUGGCCUUCAUCCUAAAAUUCAGAGACAACAUGUUCCACGUGCUGACAGGCCAGAUCACCACUGUUCUGGUCACCGGCCUUUCCCUCUUCCUUUUCAACUUCCACCCUUCGCUGGACUUCUUCCUCCAGGCUCCCAUGGUCCUGCUGGCCAUCUUUAUCUACAACGCCAGCCGGCCCAAAGACCUGGAGUACACGCUGCAGCAGGAAAAGCUGCGGGUCAUCAACGGAGAGGUGUUUGAACGAUCCCAAGGGGACGGCGAGGAACUGGAGCUGUUGACGAAGCCCAACACAGACAGUGAAUCUGACGAGGAGUCUCUCUAGUUGUGAUUUUACAGCUUGAUGACGAGGUUAGAGGAUGUUCCUCUUCACUGCUGCUAGUAUGAAGCUGCACAGCAGACGCAGCGAGGUCACAGACUCUGUCGAAGCAUUUAUUUGAACGACGGUCAGCGGACAAACAGUGUUGAUGAUCACGUGACGGACUCCUAUAAAUGAGGCUGCGGUGUAUGUUCUGAAACGUGCCUGUCUGUCUGUGGCUGCUGUCGUUUAUGCAGGGACAGAAGCACCAGCAGUGUGUGUGUGUGCUGGAAGAUGUUUUCCAUGUGGGAUCAUUAAGGGUUUGUGUUUACUUCUUCUGAAGAUUCCUGUUGUAUAUGCUGCUAUCUGACUGCAACAUUUCAGCCAGUUCCAUGAUUGUAUCAGACGGUUUUUUUUAAAAAACUGCGGCAGAGUUGAAAUGUUUGUUCAAUUUAUGAUGAACUCAGACUAAAUGAUGUGGGAGUUCUAAGUAGCAUAGCUGAGUACAAAUCCACAAACUAUAGCUUCAAAUACUUUCUUGUAAGUAUUAAUUCUACAUUAGCAGGACUGUUGUUUCCACUGCAGUAUAAAGACACUUUUGUUCUUCAGCUCACACAGUGUAUUUCCAGAAGCAGAUCAUUGAGUGUUAAUAAAUGACGAAGCCCCGCAAAGGUCACAGUGAGAAUUUUUUGAUUUAUGUCCUCAUAAUAUGUUUUAUAUUCUUUCUGAUCAAACACUCGGCAAAUUCUACAGACAGCAGCGAUGAUGUGACUUUUCAUUUAUUGCUCAUUAUUCAUUUUAUAAUCUUAGUUUCCAGUUGUUGUUGAAGUUGUGACUGGAUAUACGGUCAUUAAUUGGACUUGGGCUGCUGCUGUGGCUGUCCAGCUGUUAGUGUUGUGUUUGAACCUGUGGUACUUCUGUGAGUUUAUUCAGGGGUCCAGGAACACAGCAGCUUUAACACAACAAAACUUGCUGCAUGUAGUCACUGUUAUUACAAAAAAAUAAGUCAUGGCCUUUAUUGUACCAUUGACUGGAGCCACACUGACAGCUAAUCAUUCCAGUUGCGACCCAACAGUAGAGUUUGUAAAGGUUGAUACCACAUGGGCACAAAUGCAAGAAGCAGCAAGUCCCUGGUUAGAUUCCAGACUGGGGAACAUUUGCUGCAUUUUUGUCCACUACUCUCUUCCCCUACAUAAAGUAAAGGCAUAAAAAUGCCAAGAAAAUCAUCUAAACUAUGUAAUCCCCUGGCUGCAGUUAUACUGGAGCUGUUGAAGCAGCUCCUCUAAUUUUCUUUCCAAAUGCAGUUGUGCAAACUGAACUGACACUGUAGACAGAACCAGCAGCAGUCUAUAGGCUGAAACCGUAUCAUAGCACAGCUCAUUCAGUCGGUGCAUCCUUGUUUUUAAUAACUAACACUGACCACAUGCAAGUAAAUAUGUCACGAAAGCACCAUAGGUUCAAACACUAACAGCUGAGCGUCUCCUGCACCACAACCAUAAAUCCAACCAGAGCUUCACCAUCACAACCAGCAGCUAGAAACUGUUGGAGGUCAGCUUUUUAAAACCAAUAAGCAAUAAAUGCAUCGAGUGUCACAUCAUCUCCCCCCUCUGUAGUAUCUGCAGAAGCACGGUGUGUUCUAACUGGACUGUGGAUCAGAAGGAAGGAAAAGCAUACUGCGAAGGAACACAAAACUCAAAUAAUCCUGACCUGUGGGGUUCUCGCUACAUAAUGGACCACUAAUGCCUGAAAGCACAACAAACUGGUUCCUGCUUUGGCCUUGAACGUUUUGUUUUUGCUGAACUGUGAAUCACUAUACAAUAACUUGAUUGUUGAUGGUGCCAUAAAAUCUUAACAUGUACGAAUGCUGUUUUGUUGAAAAAAUAAAUUGCAAGUAAGCUGUUCUAAUUCUGUCCAAAAGCAACAACAUAA
Messenger RNA from Stegastes partitus (bicolor damselfish), 3289 nucleotides. It is a transcript of the gene slc35a5, whose product is annotated as solute carrier family 35 member A5. Gene Ontology annotation, cellular component: Golgi membrane. The record is from RefSeq and is a predicted model, not a curated record. Gene Ontology annotation, biological process: pyrimidine nucleotide-sugar transmembrane transport. Gene Ontology annotation, molecular function: pyrimidine nucleotide-sugar transmembrane transporter activity. Bases 110 to 1387 code for a protein of 425 amino acids. NCBI's taxonomy places the organism in Eukaryota, Metazoa, Chordata, Actinopteri, Pomacentridae. The transcript is spliced from 10 exons.